CCUUCCCAGGGGCCCUAAACACACCUAGAACCGUCCCAUUAACGUUAGUAUCUUGGGGUGCUCAGCCCCAUCCUCGGUUCAGAGGGCCAUAGUACACGGUCCUCUCACCCCAGAACGCUGACGCUUUAAGGCCAGGUCGCACCUCGUUCUUUCUGGCCAAUCAGGAGCCACGUCCUCCGGCGUUUUCCUUUCCUGCCCCGCCUCCUCCCGUCUCCAUGGGAACGCUCCGAGUGUCUACUCCGAGGCCUGGGGCUUCGGUUUUGGUCAAGCAGGACUGCGGCCAUUGUUUAUUUAGACGGUGUAUUUGGGCCGGUCCCCAUCCCUCUCCAGAGGCUCCGGACCUGUAAUCAGCAACGGAGGACCAGGGUGGCAAAGACUCAUGCCCCCAUUUUACAGCUCAGCCUUCUCAACACUCCACGCUUCCCCCAAAAAGGAGCACAAAGAAGGAAGGAAUGGUCACUAUUUCCCUCACAGUCUGAUCCCAGAUUUCUUCUUCCUGGAAAGCCUGAUCUUCGACCAGAUGGCAGUAACAUUUGAAGAUGUGACUGUUAAUUUUACUUGGGAGGAGUGGAAAUUCUUGGAUUCUUCUCAAAAAAAGCUCUACAGAGAGGUCAUGUGGGAGAACUACACAAAUGUCAUGUCAGUAGGAAACUGGAAAGAGAGCUACAGACUCCAAGAAGAAAGAUUCAGAUAUUUUGAACAUGAACAUCUUUCCUGCUGGCAAGGCUGGAGGAAUGCCAGCACUCAGAUAUAUGAUAAUCAGAACUAUGUGGAAAUAGUUCAAGGUAUAGAUUCCAAAGACCUAAAGCAGCAACACCUUUCUCACGCUCAAGAAUGGUUAAUACUCUUCACACAAGGACCAGGGUUUGGGAACUAUGAACUGACUUUUGAAGGUAAAAUUCCCAGGAACUUAAAAUAUACGAAGUUUAUACCUUGUCAAUCCUUAGAAACAAAACACACUGAAGACAAUGGUAGAGAAAUCUAUGUGAGUGAUUCACGUGGUUUUCAAGGACGCAGAUACCACGUUGUCAUAUCCAGGAAAAAUCUCUCUGUGGAAAGAGAACAGAAGCUCAUAGGUCUGCAUUCUUAUAUCCCAGGAGAGGAAGCCCUUCCAGAGUACAUUGGGGAGAUAUGCCAAAAUGACCUGCUGAAAGGCUCUGUGGAAGAGAAAUACUGUGGAUAUGAUAAAUGUAAAGAAAGUUAUUAUUGGAACUCACAGUGUGUUCACAAGAGAAAUCAACUUGGAGAAAAGUUGUAUCCAUGCUCCAUCAGCACAGCAUGCUUCACUCAGAGAUCAGACCUAUACAGACAUCCAAGAAUCCACAUAGGUAAGAAGCCGUACAGAUGUAAUGAAGGUGCCAGUAAUUUUAGUCAGAGCUUCGGUGUUCACUUUCAUCAGAGAGUCCACCCAGGGGAGAUACCUUAUAUAUGUAAUGUGUGUAGUAAGAGCUUCAGUCAGAUCUCCAGUCUUCACUGUCAUCAAAGAGUCCACACAGAAGAGAAACUCUAUAGACUGCAGUGUGAUAAGGACCUCAGUAGAAAUUCAUUACUUCAUAUUCACCAGAGACUUCACAUAGGAGAGAAGCCUUUUAAGUGUGAUCAGUGUGGUAAGAGUUUUAGUCGGAGUUCAGUACUUCAUGUUCAUCAGAGAGUCCACACAGGAGAAAAACCAUAUAAGUGUGAUGAGUGUGGUAAGGGCUUCAGUCAGAGUUCAAAUCUUCGAAUCCAUCAGUUAGUCCACACAGGAGCAAAGUCCUAUAAAUGUGAUGACUGUGGUAAGGGCUUUACCCAGCGCUCAAAUCUUCAAAUCCAUCAGAGGGUGCAUACAGGAGAGAAGCCUUACAAAUGUGACGACUGUGGGAAGGACUUUAGUCACAGCUCAGAUCUUCGCAUUCAUCAGAGGGUCCAUACAGGGGAGAAGCCCUAUACUUGUCAUGAAUGUGGGAAGGGCUUCAGCAAGAGUUCCAAACUUCACACUCACCAAAGAGUACAUACUGGAGAGAAACCCUAUAAAUGUGAACAGUGUGGGAAGGGCUUCAGUCAGCGUUCUCAUCUUCUCAUUCAUCAGAGAGUCCACACAGGAGAAAAACCCUAUAAAUGUGAUGACUGUGGAAAGGGCUUUAGUCACAGCUCAAAUCUUCACAUUCAUCAGAGGGUCCACACAGGAGAGAAGCCUUAUCAAUGUGCUAAGUGUGGUAAGGGUUUCAGCCAUAGCUCAGCUCUUCGAAUUCAUCAAAGAGUCCACAUGGGAGAAAAGAUUCAUAAAUGCCAUGAGUAUUAUAAGGGGUUCGAUCAGAAUUCACAUCUUCACAGUAAUCGCAGAAGAAAAACCUUAUAAUUCUGUUCAUUUAGUUAUAACAGCUUUAAUCAAAGCUUCACCUUAAGCCCAGUAAAUGCUGCUGGGAAGAAAAUUCUGUAAAUAACCCAAAUAAUCCCAAGCAACAUUUAUUGUUUCCCCUAAUUCCUACUAAAAAUCAUUUGCUUCAAGAGGAGAUCCUUAGGAGGAUAUUUUAAAUUAAAAUGUAUUUUCUUUUUCUACAAUAAAUAUUAUGCAUAGUCAUUAUAAAAUAUAUAGAAGAGUCAAGAAGAAAACUUUUCAUCCUGUUUCAUUCUAAGCCUUUUUUCCUGUGCAUUUUCAUGUGCAUGAAGUCAUAUUGUAUGUUCAAUUUUAUAUUUUCACUGACUUCAAAACAUUUUCUUAUAUUUUGGUUUGAAUUGAAAUUGGCUAGCUAUAAAUGAAAUAGCAUCUUGACUCACCUGUAAAGUCCCUAAGAAGCUACAGAAAAAAAAUGAAAACACACAAAACUUGAAACUCAAACUGGUAGACAGCAAGUUCUCAAAUGUUGAAGAACUAACUAAAGGGCCAGUAAAUUCGGAAAACAAUGUAUGACCCUUAUCCAAGAUAGGGUAUCUUAGAGAUGUUAUUUCUGUCACCCAGAAAACUCAAGAACCAGCCUUUUUUUGCAGGGGUGCUGCACUAUGAGGUUACCAUAAUACACUCUCACCCAUUCCCCUUCCCAGUUUUCCACAUUUAUUCAUAGGUUCAGACACUAGGAGGUGUGGAAAAAUUCUGGUUUUCUAAAAAAACCAAAGAGGGAAAAUGGAUAAAGACCUCUGCAACAGUAAUUGUCAAAAGACAACAGAAUAACACCUUCAGAAUUGUGAGGCUGAAAAAUGUUAUCGCCCAUAGUUUAUCUUAUCAACUAAAUUGUCUUUUAACGUUUGUAGGUAACAAAUUAGAUAAGAAAACAGAAAACAUAUCAAAUAUGUACCUUUCUUAAAGAGAGCUCAAGAAUGUGGAAGUCAUAGUGUAAAAGAACUGGUAAACACUAAAAUCAGUUAAACAUGCAGUUAAGUCUUGAAUAAUUGUUAAUUUGUUUACAAAACUUCAAAACUAUUAAAUAGUUGUACAAGAAAAUAUUUAAUAUACAAAUGUUGAGUAUAAAAGCAUUAUAUCUUAAAGUCUGGAUGGGAAAGUAGGGUUAUCAGAUAAAAUCCAGGACACCCAGUUAGGUAUGAUUUUCAGAUAUACAAUGAUAAUUUUUUAGUAUUAAGUAUGUCCCAAAUAUUGCAUGGAACUUAUACUAACAAAUUAUUUGUUCAUAUAAAUUCAAACUUAACAGCACCCUGUGUUUUUAUUUGCUAAAUUUGGCUACCAAAUGAGGGAAGGACAGCAAAAGAAAGUGUGCUACAUCUCUGACCUUAAAUAGCAUGGAUUCAUUACACUUUCUUCUUGACUUUAACAACUCUAGAAAUAAAGGUCUAAAUAUUUUUUUACAAAGUUAGAAAUUGCAACUAAAAUAACUAAAAACAUAUUUCUUUCAAAACAGAGAAGAUAAAAGCAAAGAAUAUUCAGUGCCUAUAGCAAAAGACAGAAAACAAAAACAACAUGAAGAUGAUCUAAAAAAUUGGAGAACAUGGAUCAAGGUGAGAGGAAAUCAAAUUUAUCAAAAUAGGUUAAAUCUCCCCUUAAAAAGUUUUGAAAACCCUUGAUUGAAUUAAAAUGUUACUUAUAUGCUAUUACAACAGAAAAGAUUAAAGCAAAAUGAUAUUGGUCAAUUGACCAACUUUCAAUUGAUUGAUUGCUCAAUAUUGAUUUAUUGAUAUAAAAGAAUAGGCAAAUGUUUAUUAGGCAAACAAAAGCAUGCCUACAAUAUACUUUUAAAGGUUAAUUUUAAAUGAACUGAUUAAACCCAUUAAGGUGGGUAAUAAUAUAAAAACCAAGUUUCCUAAACUCUUGUAAUAAUCAGAAAAAUACAAUGGGUGCAAAAGAGGGUUUGAAAUACUAAAAUUUCUUUAAAAGGAACAAAUAGCAAAAAUAUAGAAUGAAAAUAAUGAAAAACAAAACAUUUAAUUGAAAAUAAAGGGACUUGUAUAGAGCGGAUGUUCUUAAUUUAUAGAUUUAUUUCCAAUCUCAUCAAAAUCCCAAUGAGAUGUGAAAUUGAAAAAAGUAUUCUAAAGUCUUUUAAGAAAAAUAGAUAUUGGAGAAGAACAAAGAUAAUUAUAAGAACGAUUAAUGAGAUUGCCCUAACAUAUAAUAAAUGAUAUAUUGAAGUUAAAAUAUUGAGAACUUGAUUGUACAUUUGAAAAAAUGUUCAGGAUGCUCAGUUAUUACUAAAUAGCUUAAAAAUAAACCAGUAUAUGGAUUACAUAUAUAUAUAUAAAACAUUAAGUAGAUAUGCUUAAAUACAUAUGAUAAAAGAUUUAUGUAGAGAAGGAUUAUUCAGUAAAUGGUGCUGAGAAAAUUAUUUAACUCUUUCGUGAAAAAUAAAAUUAGGCUUUCGUCUCAUGACCUAUAUCAUAUAUACUGAUCUAAUAUAUAUUGAUUAAAGCACAGGUUUUCAAGCUGUGUUCCAUGAACCUCCAUAUGGUUUCAUGAAGGCUGGUUCAUCAAAAACAAAGCCACAAGUUAACCCCCUCCAUCUUUUCUGAUUCACGUUCAAGAUUAGCACAAGAUUUCUUUCUUUUUUUUCUUUUAGAGGAGGUUCUACCAUUUUAAACAUAAAAUGUUUAAAAUUCACCAAAGUGGGUUUUUCCAUGGUUGAAAACACACACGCAUUUUUUGAGAGUUUGAUGAAAUGGAAGAACUCAGAAAAAAUACCUAGGAAUUUGACAUUAAAAAAAUUUAAACUAUAGGUUAAGAACAUACGGAAGUCAAGACAACAGGGAAAAUAUUUGCCCUGAUUAGGAUAGUUAUGAACUUUUAUAAGUUAAUACAAGAGAUGGAUACCAACUUUAAAAAAUGGCAAAGGACGUCAACAGAUUAAAGCAAUGAAAAUACCACUAUCAUUAACAAAAAUUGUAAUAGCU
This is a messenger RNA of Aethalodelphis obliquidens (Pacific white-sided dolphin), 5310 nucleotides long. It is a transcript of the gene ZNF214, whose product is annotated as zinc finger protein 214. The transcript is spliced from 5 exons. Bases 380 to 2338 code for a protein of 652 amino acids. Gene Ontology annotation, cellular component: nucleus. Gene Ontology annotation, biological process: regulation of transcription by RNA polymerase II. Gene Ontology annotation, molecular function: DNA-binding transcription factor activity, RNA polymerase II-specific; RNA polymerase II transcription regulatory region sequence-specific DNA binding. Lineage: Eukaryota; Metazoa; Chordata; Mammalia; Artiodactyla; Delphinidae. The record is from RefSeq and is a predicted model, not a curated record.